Pistacia vera is the source of this 3014-nucleotide messenger RNA. RefSeq names its product pentatricopeptide repeat-containing protein At3g07290, mitochondrial. Gene Ontology annotation, molecular function: protein binding. Bases 123 to 2837 code for a protein of 904 amino acids. Lineage: Eukaryota; Viridiplantae; Streptophyta; Magnoliopsida; Sapindales; Anacardiaceae. The transcript has a single exon. The record is from RefSeq and is a predicted model, not a curated record.
AUCACCCGCCAAAAGAAAAAAACUCUCUAUCUUGCUGCAUUCUCCUUCCCACAACCACAACAGUUGAUGUUCAUCUUAUAGUUAUCCUACGUCGUUUCCUUUCUGUCCCUCUCACUCGCUGCAUGUUGAUACACCCGACCAAACUCACAAGACUGCCCAUUAGACUUCAUGUAUUUCAAUCCGCUACCAUGCGCUUGUGUAUCUCUCUUUUUUCUUCUCAGAUCCUCAAGGACCCAGAAACUACAACACACAACAUUGUCUAUAACGUUUCAACUCUGCUUAACAAACAGAAUUGGCAACAAAACAACCUUCUUAAAUUACUAGUUUCUCAUAUGACUCCAAACGUUGCUUCCCAAGUUGUACUUCUUCAAGGUAACAACCCUGACCUCGGUUUCCGUUUUUUCAAGUGGGUUUGUAAGCAAUCCACUUAUUGCUAUGAUAUAGGUGGCAGAGUCCAUUUAUUGAAUUUAGUUGUAUCUUCUAACUUAUUUGGGGUUGCGCACAAGGCUAUAGUUGAAUUGAUUAAGGAGUGUAGUGAGAAUGAAGAUGACAUUUUGAAGCUAAUGGAUGCCCUUGAUGGAUUACGCAAGGACGGGUUUAAGCUUAAUUACCCUUGUUAUAGCGGUCUUUUGAUGUCUUUAGCUAAGUUGAAUUUGGGUUUUGUAGCAUAUAUAGUAUAUAGAAGAAUGGUUCUUGAUGGUUUUGUUAUUGGUGCUAUUGAUUAUAGAACCAUAAUUAAUGCUUUAUGCAAGUGUGGGCUUGUGCAAGCUGCUGAAAUGUUCUUGUGUAGGGUUCUGAAACUUGGGUUUAGUUUAGGUACUCAUAUUUGUACUUCUUUUGUGUUGGGCCAUUGCAGAGAAAAUAAUCUCCAGGAGGCCUUCAAGGUGUUUGAGAUAAUGUCCAAAGAGGAUGGUUGUAGACCCAAUUCAGUCACAUUUUCGACGCUGAUACAUGGUUUAUGUGAAGUAGGCAGGCUUGAGGAAGCAUUUUCUUUGAAGGAAGAAAUGUCUGAGAAGGGUUGUCAGCCAAGUACUCGUACGUACACUGUACUUAUUAAAGCGUUGUGUGAUUUUGCGUUAACUGAUAAAGCAUUAGGUUUACUUGAUGAGAUGGUUGUAAAGGGAUGUAAACCAAAUGUUCAUACUUAUACUGUUCUAAUUGAUAGAUUGUGUAGAGAAGGGAAGAUUGAGGAGGCUAACGCGAUGUUUAGAGAGAUGCUACAAUAUGAUCUCUUUCCUGGCAUAGUAACUUACAAUGUAUUGAUUAAUGGGUAUUGCAAACAAGGGCAGAUUGUUGCUGCUUUUGAGCUUCUUGCCCUGAUGGAAAAAAGGAACUGCAAGCCCAAUAUACGUACCUUUAAUGAGCUUAUGGAAGGUUUGUGUAGAAUUAGUAAAUCUUACAAAGCGAUGCACCUGUUGCAUAGGGUAGUUGAUAAUGGCUUAUUUCCUGAUAAAGUAGCCUAUAAUAUUCUGGUGGAUGGAUUCUGCAGAGAAGGACAACUUGAUAUGGCUCUGAAAAUAUUUAACUCAAUGAGCUCAGUCGGCCUUAUUCCAGAUGGUUAUACUUUCACUUCAAUGAUCAAUGGGCUCUGCAAACAAGGAAGGACAGAGCUAGCAACUGGGUUCUUUGGUUUGAUGAUAAAGAAGGGAAUACCUUUUGAUGAAGUGGCAAUCACUGCUCUUAUUGAUGGGCUUUGCAAAAGCGGUAAAACUGGAGAUGCAUUAAUGAUUUUCGAGAGGAUGGUUGAGAUCAUGGUUUUGAAAUCUUCUCAUGUUUUGAACUUGUUUCUUGAUGUUUUCAGCAAAGAAAACAAGUUGAAGGAGGAGUAUGCAAUGUUUGGAAAAAUCCUGAAGUAUGGUGUAGUUCCUUCUGUGGUGACUUAUACAAUUUUAAUUGAUGGGCUUUCCCGAGCUGGUGAGUUUUCCCUUGCCUUGAACAUGAUAAAAAUGAUGAAUUUAGCUGGCUGCCCCCCAAAUGUUUAUACAUACACUGUCAUCAUUAAUGGACUAUGCCAAAGUGGAAGACUUAAUGAGGCACAGAUGCUUACCUUUAAAAUGUUUGAUUUUGGAGUAUCUCCAAACCACAUAACAUAUACUAUUUUAGUGAAAGCACAUGUCAAUGCUGGUAGAUUAGACCACGCCCUUAAUAUUGUGAGUAUCAUGGCUGUUAACGGUUGUCAACUCAAUGAUCGUAUAUUUUCUGCGCUAAUAAAGGGGCUGAUUUCUUCAAACAAGGCUAUUGAAGUACAAAGUGAUGGUUCCAGUAGUCAUGUGGAUGCUAGACCACUACGGUUGGAGUACAAUGAUGAUGUUGAUGAUAAAUGUGUUUCCAACAAUGUUAUAAGGGAAAUGGAUAUUGAACAUGCCCGGAGACUCGGAGAUAAGAUUGCGAGAUGCGGUGGGUCUAUUACUGAUCUGUACAACUUUUUAGCUGCAGAACUAUGUAGAGCAGGGAGAAUUGCUGAAGCAGAUAGUAUAACAAAAGAUAUUGUGCAACUUGGUUCAUUUCCUGACAUCGCAAUUAGUUUUAUCAUAGAGUGGUAUUGCAAGGAGGGUAAGUAUGAUAACUGCCUCAAGUUCAUGACAUCAAUUCUCGAUGGCGGAUUUGUUCCAUCUUUUUCAUCCUAUUGUUCAGUGAUUCAGGGUCUUCAUAAUGAGGGAAGGAGUGAAGAAGCUGAAAGGCUUGUUUCUGACCUCUUAAGAUUCAGUGGCAUCGAGGAGAAAACUGCAGUCUUACCUUAUAUUGAUUUUCUGUUGAAGGGAGAUAAAUCUGACAAAUGCCUUGACCUUCAAAAUCUAAUUGAUCAAAUGCAUUACAGAGGGAGGCCAGUUAUCUAGUACAGAAUCCAUGGCACUGUUGUUGUAACUGGAUUAUCUUUUUUGUUGUAAAUAUAGACAUAAUUUUUUCUGAGCAUUUGCUUGUUCACUUCUAGUUUCACGAGAUUGUUGGAGAAACUAAGAUGAGUUAUCGAUAGAAGAUAAUACUGUUGUUAACGGUAUAAAACGGUUUGUAUU